This is a messenger RNA of Aspergillus luchuensis, 675 nucleotides long. Its product is annotated as DUF1014 domain protein. The transcript has 3 exons. The coding region runs from base 1 to 675 and encodes 224 amino acids. Gene Ontology annotation, cellular component: nucleus. Gene Ontology annotation, molecular function: transcription coactivator activity. Gene Ontology annotation, biological process: transcription by RNA polymerase II. Lineage: Eukaryota; Fungi; Ascomycota; Eurotiomycetes; Eurotiales; Aspergillaceae. The record is from RefSeq and is a predicted model, not a curated record.
AUGGGAGGCAAGAAGGCCGCCGGCGAGAACUCCAAGAAGGCUGCGGGCAAUGCCCGUAAAGCCGAAGCCGCCGCCAGCAAAAAGGCCGCCGAGGACGCCAAGCGCGCCGCCGAAGAAGACGCCAAGUGGUCCAAGGGCGCGAAGGGUAACAACAAGCGCGAAGACGCCGAAGCCAAAAAAGCCGAAGCGGCACGCAAGAAGGCCGAACGGGACGCCCUCCUCGCCGCCGAAGAAGCCUCCCAGCCCAGCAAACCCAAGAACACAAAAUCCGCCGCGAAGAAGAACGCCGGACCCAGCCGGGGUACAUUGGAUCUGUCGCAGCUCGACGAUUCCCCGGCCAGCAAGAAGGCUUCUGCGCUCAAUGCGUCUGGUAUCGACAAUGCGCUCGACGCUUUGUCGCUUACAGGCAAGGAUAGCGGCAAGGUGGAUCGGCAUCCGGAGAGACGAUUCAAGGCUGCGUAUGCGGCGUUCGAGGAGAGACGGUUGCCUGAGAUUGAGGCUGAGAAUCCCGGUUUGAGACGUAACCAGCGCAUUGAGAUCUGUAAGAAGGAGUUUGAGAAGAGUGAGGAGAAUCCGUUUAACCAGGUGCAUGUGGCGUUUGAUGCGAGCCGGGAGGAAAUUGCGGCUGUGAAGGAGGCGGAGAGGAAGAAGGUUGAGGCUAGGUUGGCGAAAUAA